This is a messenger RNA of Ciona intestinalis (vase tunicate), 1952 nucleotides long. RefSeq names its product ADP-dependent glucokinase-like. NCBI's taxonomy places the organism in Eukaryota, Metazoa, Chordata, Ascidiacea, Phlebobranchia, Cionidae. Gene Ontology annotation, molecular function: ADP-specific glucokinase activity. Gene Ontology annotation, biological process: glucose metabolic process. The record is from RefSeq and is a predicted model, not a curated record. Gene Ontology annotation, cellular component: endoplasmic reticulum.
UUGGCAAUUUUGUUGCAUGUAUUUUAUGAGUUUACUUCACAGCAUUCCAGACAUUUAGAAUGGCGAGUACACUGACUAAAAUUAGCGGGGCUGUGUCUUUGCUUGCCAUUCUGUUAGCUGUUAUGAUGAACAGGAAAAACAAGAUUCAGAAUUUUAACACUGCAAUUCCAGAUAUACUUAACUCAUUAAGGCAGGCAGAAAAUAUGGUUGAAGUUGACAAGAGCGUGAAGAUUGCUGUUGGUUUUGGAGGCUGCAUGGAUGUAUUUGUCGAUGCAAUUGAACUCCUAAAAGCAGUGGGUGUUAAGGUUCCUAAAUCCCCCAAACAUCAAAGAUGGAUUGCAGAUAAGGAAGAAUUGGGAGAAGGGUUCGCUUAUUUCUUCCGUCAUGGAGCGGCCGCUGAAAGAUAUAUGAACAACGCUACUUUGUUUCGUCAACUCGUAAAUGCCGCUGAAAAUAUCCCAAACUCACGAGCAGCUAUAGGGGGCAAUGCACCUGUAAUGGCCAACAGGUUUGCAGCUGAGGGGGCAGAUGUUUUGCUUGCAGCUCAAACAAGUGCUGAGUUUAAAAAACAGCUGAAUUCGACGAUUGUAGUAGCCGGUAGUGAGACAGAUCGAAGUGAUAUUCAUCUUAUUAUGGAGUAUACGACGGGAGAGAAAUGGGGCAAGUAUGUGUCUACUAGAGCUAACAGGUUUAUUGUUCAUUCUGAUGAGUUCAACCCAACUAUUGGAUCACUGGAACCACUCAUGGAGACUUACGUUAAGUUUGAUCCAUCCCUGCUGGUCGUGGGAGGCCUUCAAAUGUUGGAUAACUUUCCUUUCAGAGCUGGUGAAAGAAACAGUAGAUUAAAUAUGUUACAAGAAUUAAUGAUGGAUGCGAACCAGAGAAAAAUUUUGACCCAUUUUGAGCUUGCAUCAUUUGUGGAUGAAUCAUUGAUUACCGAUCUCAUGGAACAUGUUCUGCCAUACUCGGACUCUAUUGGAAUGAAUGAACAAGAGUUGCCGAACCUUUUAAGUUUUCUUCGUUACGGCAACAUUACAAUGAUAUCUGAUUCUUAUCCUCGCGUGGCUGCAGUCUUGGACCAAAUUCGUGCAUCUUAUAAGAUUUUACGAACAAAACAUAACCGCAUAUCGCGCCUGCAUGUACACACUAUCGCAUUUCAAGCAAUUCUUACUAAAGUAUCAUCGCCAUGGAAAAACACCUUGUCAGCCACUGCUCAUGCUUCUUUAACUGCCAACAGACAUGUAUGCGGAACUCCUAAAGUCGACAUCCAACGCUCUAAACUUCUUUUUGAUGAAUCCUUCUCAACUACCAUGGAUGCAGAAACAGCAAGCAAAGUCCCUCUCAUCCCAGAACGUCCUGUAUCUUGCUGGGAGGAGGAUAUAGGUGAGGGAGAGUUAGUGCUUCUCUGUAUUGCUCCUAACCUGGUUUGCACAAAAGUUCACCAAACUGCAGGUGGUGGAGACAACAUUUCAUCUGCUGGCCUCAUUUUUCAAAUUUAGAAUCUCAUAUUUAGUGUUUAUAGCUAGCAUAAGUUCUGCACUUGAACAGUAAAUAUUUUAGAUCCUGUAGUAUAUGCAACGUAGUUGAACCCAGUUAAUUCUUAAUAUCAUUGUUUAUUUUAGAUUUUAUAAAAAUCUUGUCGUCACAAUUUUAGUUGUAUCAUAUUUUAUCCCUUUUUGGUGAGCACUGUACAGUUGGUUGCGUUUAUUAUUAUGUAUUGCAUAUAUGUUCCUACUAUAUUUGCUACUCAGUCAUAAAUGCCUCUUUUGUCAUCAUAUAUUUUAUUAAUAAUUUCAGUAUUUUUGCUUCAUCUCAAUGGCCCUAUUCAGUGAAACAUUAAAGUGCAAUAACAUGGUUGCAUUUUAACCCAAACUUACAAACAUUCGUUGUAUUGAACUAUGUAUAUAUUGGUGACGCAUUUGGUACGAGUACAUUGCUAUAUAGAAACUGUA